Neodiprion fabricii is the source of this 4021-nucleotide messenger RNA. Its product is annotated as fez family zinc finger protein 2. Gene Ontology annotation, molecular function: RNA polymerase II cis-regulatory region sequence-specific DNA binding; DNA-binding transcription factor activity. NCBI's taxonomy places the organism in Eukaryota, Metazoa, Arthropoda, Insecta, Hymenoptera, Diprionidae. The record is from RefSeq and is a predicted model, not a curated record. The transcript is spliced from 5 exons. Gene Ontology annotation, biological process: regulation of transcription by RNA polymerase II. Bases 523 to 2001 code for a protein of 492 amino acids.
CUGUCGGGGCCACGGCUGGCUAUCUGCGGAUCUGUUAACAGCAGUUGCUCCUCAAGCCCCGUAACCACGGCAUCAUCGGCUAGCGAAGCUCCCGGCGCCGCGGCCCUUAACGGAAACCCUUCAGUGAUUUCCUUCGUGACAUCCAGGCGCGACGUGAUAUAUCCGGGGUGUCGGGAUUGUUUUUCGAUCGAUUAGAAGGUGACCAUGGAUGGCCUGCCGGCCGGACGUGAGAGGAUAGUCGGAGUGGUUAGCUGCCGUUGAUGGGACACAGUGUGCACUGUUUCAUGUUGGACCCCGCGGUUUUGCAGUGAUGUAUGUAAAGGGGAAAGGGUGAGGGUGCCACAGGAAGCAAGGGAUACUCGAGACUAGGUGAACGGUUCCUGAGUCCUUUUGUAUAUGACAACGCGUCACCGACGAUCAUGGAUUCGAUGGAACGUUGUCUGUAGUCGUCCUUUGAACGGCAGAUUGUGAAUUUACUGAGAGUAUUGGAACGCGAACUCUGCGUUCGCCGGGGCCUCGAAGAUGAUGGAGGUUCAGCAACAGCACUCGCCGGUCGGGGUUGGACCCUUGGAUUUCUCGAGACGCGGCGUCGCCGAGGCCUCGGCCUUCAGGAUCGUCAAACCCAAACAGCCACCCUCCGCGAUGCCUCAUCAGCAGUCCCUCCCAACGGAAACAAACAACAAUAAUAACGAAAACGCACAGGAUAAUCCCCAAGUUCCACCAGCAAACGAAGGAGGAUGCAGCGUUCGGCUCGUAUUCCCCAGACUCUGGGCGCCCUUUGCUAACGCCAACGAGGUCACCAGUCUCCCACCACUUCCCCGAAGCCACUCCGAGCGCCUCUCCUUCGGCGUGGGAAGGCUGGUGGGUUCCCCGUCGACUAGGAGUCCGUCUCCGGUUCACUCCCUGUCGCCCGAGUCCCCCGGGGACGUGCGGAGCGGCGAGGGUGCGGAAGACGAGGAAGAGGAAGUCGACGUGGACGUGGAGGAAGUCGGCGACGAGGACGAGCGCGAGGCGACCUCCAGCCCGCCGUCGUCGCCGCAGAGCGUGACGAGGAACCCGGUGACGACCCACCCGCCGAAACGGUCAGGUGAUAGCUUCAGCGUCUCGGCGCUGCUGAGGCCAGACCCGCCGACGGCUCACCCGCGGAACGAUUCCCCCCUGAGGAACGGGGCGCCCCCCACGUCUGGCGCCCCCCCGCCGAUCCUCUACCCGCCCCUGCACCUCCAGGGUGCCUCUCUCCUGCCCCCGCACCCCCACCCUCACCCACUAUCCUACCUCCACCCCCACCUCCUACCCCAUCACCUCCUGCCCCCGCACCUCCACCCCCUGCUUCGCGGAGUUCAUCCUGGACACCCUGGGCUGCAUUCGGCACAUGCUGCACAUGGGCUUCACCAUCCUCAUCCCCUAGGCGAUGUUUACAGUUGCGUGAAAUGCGACAAAAUGUUCAGCACCCCUCAUGGGCUUGAGGUGCACGCGAGACGAUCGCAUAACGGCAAGAGGCCGUUUGCCUGUGAACUGUGCAACAAGACGUUUGGUCACGAAAUUAGUUUGACCCAGCACCGAGCCGUUCACUCUGCAGAGAAGGUGUUCGAAUGUAAGCAGUGCGGCAAGGCGUUCAAAAGGUCAAGCACCCUGAGCACGCACCUUCUGAUACACUCGGACACGAGACCAUACCCAUGCCAAUUCUGUGGCAAGCGUUUCCAUCAGAAGAGCGACAUGAAGAAGCAUACCUACAUCCACACUGGUGAAAAACCACACAAAUGCCAAGUAUGCGGCAAGGCGUUCUCCCAAAGCAGCAACCUGAUAACUCAUUCCAGGAAGCACACCGGCUUCAAACCCUUCGCGUGCGAGCUUUGCGGAAGAGCGUUUCAGCGGAAGGUUGACCUCAGGCGACACCGAGAGACCCAGCACGCCGACCUUGGCGCCCCGACCCACAGGCCUUCGGUAGGCUCCAUAUCCCAAAACAGCCUUGCAUCUGGAAAUCCGUCGAUGAUGCAGUAAUCGAGGGCCCAGCGUGGACGAGUUUUCAAUUUUAGUCUGUAUAAACGCUAGCAAUUUAUUCCGCGAGGGCGAAUUUAUUUCUCUUCAAUUCCAAGGAGCAGUAAGUCGAAGAGAAAGAGAUACGUGUAACAUAUAGCAAGACAAAGGAAUCCCAUUCCCGGUUUGUUUUACUCGAGAGAGAAAUACCGAGAGUGUACGGUGAAACUGAACAGAUUUAGCGUUACCGACUGCGCAUGCGCAAGCUUCGUCGGAUUUUCACACAAGCUGGCCGCGCCUCAAGCUUCAACUGUCAAACGUGACUUACGGAGGUUAUGUGGACGAUACUGAUGUUUUUAGGUUAAGCAGAUCUCACAUAGUUUAUAUAGUCAUUCGGAAAGGCUUGGAAAACUUUCAUCGUCAACUGAAUGAUGACUGAUUAACUAAUACGAUUCACCGUAACGACAUAAUAUUUCAAUUUGCAACUUGACGCGGCAGAGUCUCACAUCUCAUGCACUGUUUCGAGUUGGUUGGCUCACUUGCCUUGCAGACUAAAAUAUACCUGCGGUCCGAUCUUACAACCGGCCGAUAGAAUUCAAUUCUUUUACGCAUGCGCAGCUGAUCACUCAGUCUGCUAUUAAUUUCUCCGCUUUCUCUUGGUAUGUUCCUUUCCUGCCAUAUCGAUUUGUUCCCCGUUUUACAUACAUUUUUACUCCAGCAAUACGCGCGGGCAAGAAGAGUAAACAAUUAUAACUGGGAUUAUUCAACUGAUUACGGUCUGAUAAUCCUUUAAUCCGAUCUUUUAUGGAUUGUGCGUAUGAAUUUAAUUAUUCUCCUAAUACGUUAAUCCCGCCUUAACAACGUCUAGAUAAUUCACUCGCCAUACACCUGCAACAAAAUCGCUGCUGUCGCAUGUAUGAAUUACGUCAAGAACUCCUGUUCCGAAGCAAACAUCGCAGUAUAAUUAAUCACCUAAAAACUUUGCCUUAUAGAUUGAAGUACCGGUCGGUAAUACAGAGCGUGCGAUCAUCAACGAUCAGCCUUGUUGACAUAAUUAUACGAUCUAUAUUCAAACUGAAAUCGAUAAAGUGUGGAAAUGUAACUGUUUUCUACAAACCGUAUGAUCCUUGUCAUAUCAAAAUGCACAAAAAACUCACUGCAAACAGAUUCGAAAAAGUAAAGAGUUCUCCGAUACUUGAAGUACCGAGAAGGUAAAAAAAAAAAAAAUAAAAAUAGUACAAUGUUCUAUCAUACUGAUUGUUUCAGUUCGGCAACUUACAUUAAAUACUCACAGUGGAACCUGAAAGUCUAGAAUCAAGACAAGCGAAGUAAGAAACACAACAAUACAGAAGUGUUAUUUGCCAAUUUUCGAAACAUGCAUUCAGCUUGUAUCACGUAUAACACUGAGUUGUGAGAAGUCCACUGCAGACUUUCGACAGACAAUUGGAAAACGUUCACGAAUUUUAGUGUCUCAAAAAUCCCGCUGCAUUGAACAGUCAAGUUCGCAACGGCCAUGUUUGAAAUUGGAUCAUUCCGAGACAGCCAACUUUCUUAUUUUUGACUCCUUGUUACGCGCAUGAUCAAAAAAACAAAGUACAUCGAUUCGGAGGAUAAUAUUUCAGAAUUAACGUCACCCAGCGGCAGCCGAGCAAUUGAGAAAAUGGAAGGAGGAAGAAACAAAAGAGAAAAUAAAAUAGAGAGCCCGUAUGAUACAGAGUUUAAUUAUUUAUAAAUGUAAACGCGCGCUCGCGUCUACCGCGUGUGAAUUUUGCAUAUCUCAAACAGAUGUUGUUUGUAUAAGAAGGGCAUUGCCGCCCAGUUGCACCUGUGACCAACAUUGUAAAUAUUCUAUAUAACUGUAUAAUCUAUCCCUAUAUAGAGACGAAAUAUUAUUAUGUAUUAGGUAGACUCUCCUGAACCUGCACACUACACUUUUCUUCCCGGUGCGGGUGUACGAAAAGAAAAAAAAGAACGUCUUGCCAAAAAUCUCUCGCCAAAAUAAUAUUCUACCAACUUUCUCUAACGCUAUCAACUUUUUAUUGUU